AUGGGCAUGCUUAAAAAGGCUUUAGAUCAUUGGACAAAAUCAGGGGCUAAUGAUCAAGUAUUAGAAGUGAUCAAGAACGGGUAUAAACUACCUUUUUACACUGUACCAAGCAUUUGUUUUUUAAAAAACAACAGAUCGGCAUUAGAUAAUCCUGAAUUUGUACAGAGUGAGAUAGAAAAAUUAAUUAAUUUAGGUUGUGUGUCAAAAGUAGAUCUCAUACCAAAAGUAGUAAAUCCUUUAACAGUAGCUAAAAACAAGGAUAAGUUGAGAUUAGUUUUAGACGCCAGGCAUGUAAAUCCGCACUUGCAUAAAUUUAGAUUUAAGUAUGAAGAUGCAAGUGAUGCAGCAACUUUGUUUAACAAGCAGGAUUAUCUGUUUUCAUAUGAUUUAAAAUCUGCAUACCAUCAUAUUGAGAUAUUUUCUGAACAUAAACCAUAUCUUGGAUUUGCGUGGGAAAUUUCAGGAAAGAUUUCCUAUUAUGUUUUUAAUGUAUUGCCAUUUGGUAUUUCAACAGCUGGUUACAUUUUCACUAAAGUUUCUAGACCGGUAGUACAGUAUUUUAGACAAAAAGGUAUAAAAAUCAUCAUGUAUUUAGAUGAUGGUAUAGGUGGAGCGGAAAAUUAUGAGAAAGCAUUAGAAAUAAGUAAUCAAGUACACACAGAAUUGCUAAUGUUUGGGUUUCUUAUAGCAGAACAAAAAUGCAAUUGGCAACCUUCUCAGACAAUUAAAUGGUUAGGUUUAAUAUGGGACAUGUGUGUUGGCAAGAUUUAUGCGUCACCUGAACGUUUAAAUAAACUGAGAAAUUUUUUAAAACAUUUUUUCGAGAAAAUUUCUUCAGGAAACUGUUUAUUUAAAGCGAGGCUAGUGGCUUCAUUAGUAGGUCAGAUAAUUUCUAUGCAAGCAGCUAUGGGUAGUGUUGUUAGAUUGAGAACUAGGAGUCUUUAUGAAUGCAUAAUGCAAAAAGCUAGUUGGGAUUCGCCAGUUUUAAUUAAAGCAAUGGCAUUUGAUGAAGUCGUUUUCUUGAAGGAAAACGUAGAGUUCCUCAAUGGCAAGGAACUGUUAGACGAGAAAGUCAACACCAGUGUGGUGUACACCGAUGCCUCUGGCACAGGCUUCGGUGGGUAUAUAGUAGAGUAUGAAGAAAGCGAAGUUAUAGGUUCAUGGAAAUCUGAUGAACAAGUAAAAAGUUCAACUUGGCGUGAACUUGAGGCAGUUUAUAGAAUGCUUAUGUCGAAAUUAAACUAUUUGAAGGGUCAAAAAGUUCUAUUGAAAACUGACAAUCAGAACGUUGUACACAUAUUAUGUAAAUGUAGUGUCAAGUUAGAUUUACAAACAAUUGCAAUAAAUAUUGCGAACAUAUGUACUAGGGAGGCAAUUUCGUUAAGCCCACAAUGGAUACCCAGAACUGAUAACGUAAAAGCUGAUUUAUUCAGUAAAACAUCAGAUUGUGAUGACUGGGAGAUCAAAGAAUAUAUUUUCAACCAUUUUGAUAAAAAGUGGGCUAGAUAUUCAAUAGACAGAUUCGCGUCAGAUUACAAUAGAAAAUGCAUACGUUUUAAUUCAAAACAUUGGUGCACAGGUACCGAAGGUAUUGAUGCGUUUAAUUACGCAUGGGCAGGAGAGAACAAUUGGAUUGUUCCACCUCCUAGUUUGAUUGCAAAAUGGAUUCAACUAGGACAAACAAUAGAAGACGAAAUAUGUGCAGCUGGUGUGACGUCAGAAAACUUUUCAACUUUAGCCGAUCGAAUGGUACAUUUUUUAUUACAUUCUAGAAGUGACAAUACAACUAAAUUAUAUCAUGGUGCUUUUCGGAGAUUCGAGAAAUUCAUCAUUUCUGAAGGAGGAGUGGCAAUUCCAGCAGAACCUAUUCAUGUGUCAUUGUAUUUAACCAAGCUUUUAGACAGUGGUUCUUCACACAGUGUUUUACAAACUGCUUUUUACGCUAUUAAGUGGGUGCAUAAUAUAAACAAUUUAGAUGAUCCGACAGAUAAUAAUUUCGCAAAAAAUUUGUUAGAAUCCUCAAAAAGACAAGAGCAUAGUCCAAAAGUUAAGAAAGAUAUUAUUGACUCAGCUGAUAUAGUUAAGCUUUGUGAAAAGUAUAUUUAUAGUGAAGACAUAGGUGUAAUAAGGGAUUUAGUUAUGAUAGUGCUUGGUUACUCUGGUUUUUUACGAUUCAGUGAAAUCAGUAAUAUAAAAUACAAAGAUAUAAAAUUUUGUGAAUCACAUAUUGAUAUUACUAUAGAAAAGAGUAAAACCGAUCAAUACAGAUUAGGUGACUCGAUAGUUAUUGCCAAAGGUCAAUCCGCAGCAUGUCCUUUUAAUUUACUAAAAAAGUAUUUAAAUUUAGCUAAGAUUAGUUCGUCAGAUGAAUUCCUAUUUAGACCUAUUUUCAGAUCAGGCAGUUAUUAUAGUUUGAUAUAUAAAAACAAACCACUUAGUUAUACUAGGUCUAGAGAAUGUAUUGUCAAUCGUUUGAAAGAAGUAUGUAAAAAUUUGAAUAUUGGUUUGCAUUCGCUGAGAGCUAGUGGUGCUACAAAAGCAGCGAAUUCUAAUGUAAGCGACAGGUGUUGGAAACGUCAUGGUCGUUGGAAAAGCGACUCGGCAAAAGACGGAUAUGUCGCUGAUUCAUUAGAACAUAGAUUAGAAGUGACCAAGCAUUUAGGUUGGGAACAAGCCUCCCUCAUGCAAGGGUCAUUUAUUUUUAGUUAA
Molecule: messenger RNA, 2709 nt
Organism: Mytilus trossulus (common blue mussel)
Lineage: Eukaryota; Metazoa; Mollusca; Bivalvia; Mytilida; Mytilidae
Exons: 3
Coding region: 1-2709 (902 amino acids)
Biological process (GO): DNA recombination; DNA integration
Molecular function (GO): DNA binding
Source: RefSeq, a predicted model, not a curated record